Molecule: messenger RNA, 1256 nt
Organism: Sorex fumeus (smoky shrew)
Lineage: Eukaryota; Metazoa; Chordata; Mammalia; Eulipotyphla; Soricidae
Gene: EMC10
Product: ER membrane protein complex subunit 10
Exons: 8
Coding region: 35-799 (254 amino acids)
Cellular component (GO): EMC complex
Source: RefSeq, a predicted model, not a curated record
GCCGUGCUCCGCGGCCCGCGGGGGAGGCGCCAACAUGGCGGUGGCCGGCGCCGAGGCCACUCGGCUGCUCCUGCUUCUGCUGGUGGCGGCAGCGGCACCCAGCCGAGCCCGGGGCAGCGGCUGCCGGUCCGGGGUCGCUGCGCGGGGGGUGGGUGCAGAGGCCCGCGAAGGUGAGGGCUGCGGCACGGUGGCGCUGUUGCUGGAGCACUCUUUUGAGAUCGAUGACGAUGCCCACUUCCGGAAGCGGGGCUCGCUGCUCUGGAACCAGCAAGAUGGUUCUCUGUCCCUGUCACAGCGGCAGCUCAGCGAGGAGGAGCGCAGCCGGCUGCGGGACGUGGCAGCUGUGAACGGCCUGUACCGUGUCCGGGUCCCCCGGCGGCCGGGCACCCCCGAGGACGCUGGAGCUGGCAGUUACGUGUCCUCCUUCGUCCCCGCGUGCUCCCUGGUGGAGUCGCACCUGUCCGACCAGCUGACCCUGCACGUGGACGUGGCAGGCAAUGUGGUGGGCGUGUCCGUGGUAACGCUUCCCGGGGGCUGCCAGGGCCGCGAGGUGGAGGACGUGGACUUGGAGCUGUUCAACACGUCCGUGCAGCUGCAGCUGCCUCUGCCGGCCCCGGGCCCCGAGACAGCUGCCUUCAUCGAGCGUCUGGAGUCGGAGCAGGCGCAGAAGGCCCGGAACCCACAGGAGCAGAAAUCCUUCUUCGCCAAAUACUGGCACCUCAUCCUGGGGGGGGCCGUGUUGCUCACAGCUCUGCGUCCCGCCGGCCCGGGGCCUGCGCCGCCGCCGCAGGAGGCCUGAUGGAUGUACAUCAUUCCCGUCGUCCUGUUCCUCAUGAUGUCUGGAGCACCCGAUGCAGGGGGCCAGGGCGGGGGCCAGGGCGGGGGCCAGGGUGGAGCCAGCGGACGGUGACAGACUCGGCCUUGCAGCUUGCUGUGCUCCCCCUCCCCGAGGGGCCUCUGCCCAUGGGAAGCCCUGUUUCCUGGGCUCUUCCUGGGGGCCUUCCUCGCCCUGCCCUGCCCUCUGUCAGCCCUGUUGGUACGUGUGUGCACCCAGCACCCAUCUGCCCUCCCCCACCAGGCUCCUGCCCCCCAGGCCAGUUCUCAGCAGCCUCCGUGCCUUUGUUUACCAGCUUCUCACAGUGCCCCCGACUGCCCUGAGGGUCCCAGGCUGCAUCUUGUUCCCCACCACCCCGACCCCACAGGGCUGUGGAAUUCUUUGCCCACCAGGAGACGGAACUUCUAGGUUUGAAGAAAAC